This is a messenger RNA of Cydia splendana, 769 nucleotides long. RefSeq lists its product as uncharacterized. The record is from RefSeq and is a predicted model, not a curated record. The transcript is spliced from 6 exons. Lineage: Eukaryota; Metazoa; Arthropoda; Insecta; Lepidoptera; Tortricidae. The coding region runs from base 51 to 728 and encodes 225 amino acids.
GAAUGUAUACUGUAUAGACAUCUUCAUGUUAUAGUGUAUCAAUUGCAAUCAUGUGUAUCUAUACAGGAUUCAUCAUGAGUUUGUUAACUAUUAGUGUGCAUGAGAUAUCCGGAGAGUUAAGACCCGUAAAAACUGUUUCACGGGACUAUUACGAUGACACUACUAGAGAGGUUUUUGGAAAACAGCUAGAACAACUCGAGUCUGUUGAGGACGUUGAGAUAUCUUCCGAAAACUCAGCUGAAACGUUAAUCGGUGCUUCAUAUUGGGAUGAAAUGAAUACUGAAGAGGUUAACGAUUUAGCUCCAAGAGGGAUGCAAAUACCGACGAAGAAGAAAUUAUGCAUAUUAACUCCGGAACGACAAUUCUGUGUGGAGCACUUGAAACAAAUUAUAGUAUCCAAGAACGCAGUUGCAAAACUAGAAGCACAAGUAAAUAAUCUACCGAAGGGACGUUAUAGACCGGGUGAUGUGGGUGACUCGCAACACUCGGCUGAGUCCAAUCGCGAAUACCAGAUACCGUCGUCGAAAAAGACUCUGUGCAUCUUCUCUCCACCCAAGGAGUACUGCGUGGUUCAGAUGAAGGACAUAUCGAGCUCGGACCCGCAGGAGGUGAUACUCCCGCGCCAUGCCGUUGUCGACGACGUUGCCGAAACCGGUGUUGCCGAUGACGACAAAGUCGGCGUUUCUGAUGAGGAUGAUGGAAAUACCCACAAUAUUAAGGGCGGGUAGUGACAUCGUCAACUAAGGAUGUUUACAAUAACAGAUUUUGA